Molecule: messenger RNA, 1017 nt
Organism: Haliotis rufescens (red abalone)
Lineage: Eukaryota; Metazoa; Mollusca; Gastropoda; Lepetellida; Haliotidae
Product: caveolin-1-like
Exons: 2
Coding region: 94-486 (130 amino acids)
Biological process (GO): caveola assembly
Cellular component (GO): caveola
Molecular function (GO): molecular adaptor activity
Source: RefSeq, a predicted model, not a curated record
AGUUUGAGACACUUUGUCUUGAAGUGCGUGAGAGGGUAGCAGGAAUCGUUUGCUCCAAAGUAUUGCCCCUCAGCAAAGUAAUCUUGUUUCAAAAUGGCAGAACAAUCGACUAUAGAUUUGGAGAACCGAGAUCCUAACAACAUCAACGACCAUUUGAAGGUCCAGUUUGAGGAUGUUUUGGCGGAGCCCGAAGGUGCCCACAGCAUUGACUGCUGCUGGAAGUGUACCAACACAUGCUUCAACUGCGCCUUCAAAUGCUGCUACAUGUUGAUGACCCUUUGUGGACCUCUCUACGGUCUCUACUACGGUUGGAGUUACGCCAUGCUUGCCUGUGCUCACGUGUGGCAGUACACACCACAGAUCAGAGCUUGUGAGAUCAACUGCAUCAUGCUGAGGAAAAUAUACACCAUCUGCCUCAACUGCUGCCUGACGCCAUGCUGCGAGUCUUGUGGUGCCUUCUUCAGCAAGAUUCAAGUCAAACAAUAACACAGACACAAUCUUGAAGUAUCCUGGCGUUCUUGUACUGAGUAAAACACGGUAUAAGAUUGAUCUGGAUGGACCUGUCUCUUGGACACACUGGCUUCAAUGGGAAUAUGUUAUACUAAAACCAAUAACAUGUUCUGCCAUCGAGAACAACCUUCAUCUGCUGCAGUGACAUUUCUGGAUGUGAAACUUGAAACAUGCCUGUUCCGUUUUCUGAACAAUUCCUGUCUAUAUUAAGGAUCUUGUGUCUUGUAUCUUCAGUUGUGUACAAGAAACUUGACUUAACGUAAUCUAUGUUCUAGGAGCACAAAGUAUGCAAAUAAAUGUACUUUCUCUUAUUAAAGAAGAUUAUGUAAAGUGCUAUAUCUAUAAAGGAACCUUUCUGUAUAUUUCGCCUUUCGAGAUACAAAGAAAGACAAAAGUGUUCUGUUUUUUUAUGAUUUAACUACUACAUCAAGGAGAACAACAUCGAAUAAUAUUGUACAUAUUUCUACUGGCAUUACUGCGGCCAAUAAAUCUUCUUUUGUUUUACAA